AUGAGGGUUGCUAGGGCGGACAACAGUCAACAGGGUAAGAAAGGAGCAGGGAGAUCGAGGAGGAAUCGAGGAGUGGGUGGAGUGUCAAAGGGUUUUGCACUGAAGCGUGGGAUGGGUGGGAGAAAGGGAGGAGCACGGGGGAGGAAGAGUAGUCGGAGCAAGGGGGCUUGUGGUCGGCUGGAUGGUGAAGAGGAGGCGGAAAGGUUGAGGGUGAGGGGGCAGAGGGAGGAGGGAGAGGAAGGAGGGGAGGGAGGGGAGAGAGGGAGACAUUUAGAAGAGGAGGAUAGCGAUGUGGUUCUGGUGGAGGGACCUGGGGAGGGGAGGCUGGGCGAGGAGGAGAAAGAGGGGUGCGCUGGUGUGGGGAGUGGUGCUGCGGGUGUGGGGGGCGAUGAGGGGAAUAGGACCUUGGACGCGUCUCAGAAAUCCGUUGGUGUGGGGAGUGAUGAGGGAAGUAAACGUUUGGACGCGUCUCAGAAAGGUGUUGGUGUGGGGAGUGAAGAGGGGAGUAAGGACUGGAAGGAGAGGAAUGUAAUCUGCACCCAAUAUCCAGCCAGAACGAAUAACGAGGCAUCUACUAACAGGGAUAGGAACUUGAUCUGUACUCAGUUUUUUGCUAUCGAGCCAAGGAGUGGGGAAGUGGGGAGCGGAGAGGGGGAGGAAGGAGAAGGAGAGGAGGUUGAGGAGAUUAUAAUGGAGGAGAGGGAGGAAGACGAGGAGACUGAGGAGGGGGAAGAGGAGGGAGACGAUGAGGGAAAGGAUGAGGAGGAAAAGGAAGAAGACGAGGAGGAGGAUGAGGAGGAGGAGGAGGAGGAGGAGGAGGAGGAGGAGGAGGAGGAGGAGGGGGAGGAGGAAGAGGAGGAGGAAGAAGAGGAGGAAGAGGAAGCAGACGGGGGCAAGGAAGGAGAUGAUACCAAAGGAGCAAAUGAUGAGGAUGGAAGAGGUAUCGAGUGGUAUGGGGGGGAUGAGGGGAGCCCGGAUGAGCACAGAGUUUUGACAGACGAGAGGGGUGGCAGGGGUGGGGAGAAGGACCACCAUAUAGGGCGCCUGCACUCCUGUGCAGCAUGCAUGCACGGCUGGGGUAAGGGGAACGAUAAUGGACUCGUGCACUCCUGCACCGCCUUUGUGCACGCUGUGCCGUAUGUCAGCCUGCUGCUGCCGCAUGUCACCUUCACUCUGCAUGGGCUGUGCGGUCCAGAUGAGCAAGGGGAAAAAGGAGAUCUAGAGGAGCAAGAGCCAGAUGCUCGUUUCUCUUCCAUCGGAGAGUCGGCACAUGGAGAGAUGGUGGCAGAGGCUGCAACAGGAUGCAUGCAGAAUGCAAGAGCACAGGACGACCUGAGAAAGGCCCUUGAAGCUUGCCGGUUGCAGGCGUCUAGGCGCAGGGGCGCACCUGCCAGCCCUGCUGGGAUACAGGACUUGAGCUUCCUGCUUGACAAGCCCCUCCUCGUCUUAGCCCCUCCUCGCUUCCCUCCCCGCCUUCCCCCUUCGUCUUUCCUCCUCGCCUUUUCCCUGCGCGACCUUCCCCCUCCUCGCUUUCCUCGCUUCUCCCCCUCCUCGCUUUCCUCGCCUUUCCCCCUCCUCGCCUUUCCCCCUCUUCGCUUUUCCCCCUCCUCGCCUCUCCCUCUUCUCGCCUUUCCGUACCUUCCCCCCUUCCCUCAAAUACCCUUAACCGCCUCCUCCCCCUCUCUUGCACCCCAUUCCCCCACUUUCAUUCCCGCUCCGUCAUCAGCACUCGCCGCACAGGGGGUCAAAGAUGUGAUAGGAAAGGGUGCAGGAGAAGAGGGGGAGGAGGGAUGGGAGGGAGAGGGGGAAAAGCGUGGAGGUUACGGGGGAAAAGAGGUCUCUGUUUCCUCUUCAGGUCCCUGUUUCCUCUUCUGGUCUCUGUUACUGUUUCUCGAGCGCAGCCUUGGGCCGAGCCUAACCGCACACGGAGUGGGCUUUGUGGGAGUUUCUUCUCCUGCCUUCAAGAAACGAGAGGGCAAGGAGAUGACAGAGGAGAAAGCAGAACAGGAAAGGAGGAGUGGAGAACCGUUAGAAACGAGAGAGGAGGGAGAGGGGUUAGGGGAAGUAGGGAAGGGAGAAGGGAUUGGGGAAGGCGAAGGGGAAGGGGAGCGAGGGGAGGCGAAGGAGGGAGGGGAGAUUGACCAGGGAAAGGGGAGAAAGCGGAGGAGGAUCAUUCGCUUGAGUGAAGGAAAUGAAGAGGAGAACGAAGGGGGGGAUACAAACGAUGACGAAGAGGAGGGGUGGGGAGAAGAGGAGGAGGGGUGGGGAGAAGAGGAGGAGGGACGUCAUCGCAGGGAAUGCUUUGAAGCCAUUAAGAAGUGCCUGGAAGCUUGUGACGGGGCAGAGGGGACGAAGGGGGCGGAGGGGGCGGAGGGGGCGGAAGAGGCGGAUGAUGCAGAAGGGACGAAGGGGCUGGAGGGACAAGGUGGCAGCAGCCUGAGCAGCAUGGGUGACGAGCAGCCGCAAGAGACACGCAAGCUUAUAGUCUUUAACCUGUUUGCCCUUGUAAGGCCUCCCCACCAGUUCCCUUCGCUCUUUGCUCGCAGCCACCCGUCCCUUUUCCGCCGGUUGCAACGAGCAGUUAGCCCACACGAGCUAUCAUGGGCGGAGGUGUCAGAAUGGAUGUGGCCGCUGCUCUUCCCCUGCCACCGGUGGGCACGGUGGAGGGAAGCUUCUCUGUGCCUUCCUCCCUGCGCUCUCCUGGAUCCGGUAACAGAUGAGCCGACCCACGAAUGGCCUGCGCCCACACCCUUGCUCUGCUCUACCAGUACUUCCACCCUCCUCGCGUGCUGGGCGUACCGCGUAGCCAGAACAAUGUGUUCUAUGUGGGCUUCAGUUCCAUGGGCAGCUGAAGCCCUCAACCUGCGAGCCGUGGUCGUGACAAGUGGCGACAGCGCAUUGGAGGAGGCAGUCGCUGCAGUGUGCAGGGACGAAAAGCAGCACGUGCAGGAGCAAGAGGAGGAGUGGCGAAAAAGAGCAGCAGAUUUGGUUGCAAGGGGCAGAGGCGAAAUGCUGUCAGUGGAUGAGAAACGGUGGCUGUUGUCCCAGCGACCAUCCCAACCAACACCACCCCAAUUGUCAACCUCACCGCUCUUGCCUCUCGGCCUUCCCAGGAUGUUUGCGGGUGGGAUGGUCCUUGCCCUUCGGGGCCCUGUCUCUCACGAGUGGCUCUUCCCCCGCUGCUGCUUUGUGCUGCACCAUGCCGGCAGCGGCACCACAGCAGCAGCACUGCGAGCAGGCGUGCCCCAGCUCCUCUGCCCCUUCAUUCUCGACCAGCACUACUGGGCUCACCGCCUCUGCUACCUUGGGGUCGUCCCCCCUCCUCUCCGCCCGUCUGACCUCAUGCCUGUAGAGUCGGCGCACCAUUCACCAGUAGCAACCGUCGUGAGUCGCUUCGCUGCUGCAUUGGGUGUGGGCAUGAGGGAGCGCGCACAGGAGCUAUCACGAGAGAUACAGACAGAG
Molecule: messenger RNA, 3462 nt
Organism: Closterium sp. Naga37s-1
Lineage: Eukaryota; Viridiplantae; Streptophyta; Zygnematophyceae; Desmidiales; Closteriaceae
Source: the annotation of a GenBank genome assembly